CUCUCGGAGAGAGCGCACUCCGUGCAAUAAAAAAUACGCAAAGCGAGGCCGUACGACAGGAGCCUGAUACCCCAACAAUUGAUUCACAGAACGAGGAUGCUCCCGAGCUUAGUCUUCGUCGUUUUCUGGUCCGGCCCAAAAAAACAAGUUCGGAAUUAAUAGAAAGUAGUACAACUACACAACCAGAUAAAUCGUCUACUUCUUCCUCCCCAACCACACAGAGCCGUACGGUACCAAAUAGUACACGUAAAAAUUCUACUUGCUCCACAGUAACGGAAAAAAAUAGCGAGAAGAAGAGCUCUAUAGAUAGCGAGGCCGUACGGGUACAGAAUAUAGAGGAGAUAGAAUCUGUCUCACGCACGUCUAUUGGAGGGAUAGAAGCAAUCCCGAUAAAUGAAAUUUGGAAUGCAUCUAGUACUGCACAAACAGACUCUGACAAUGAUAAUUUGUUAGACGAAAUGGAAAAAACCUCGGAAUACAAUAGCGAUUCUGAGUCGUACGACAGCGACGAUUUGCCAAAUCCAAAUAUAGAUAGACAACGAAUUUGGCGAAAAUAUAAAUAUCUUAAUCGUGCUGACUGUCCUAAGAGCGAAUGCCUUUAUGCUUCGGAAAAGGUUCAACCAGAAGGAUGGAUUAUCCGACAAGAAUAUCCACAUUGUUAUAGAUAUUUCCAUAACUUAUAUGAAUUUGAAAGAUGGCACGAAUCAAUACCCGAAUACCAGCGUACAUUUCAUGAGGUUAUUCGAAUAGGACAACCACAAAAAAUUAAGAUUGAUAUGGAUGGCGAAUUGGAAAAAUUUGCAUCAUAUCCUGACCCUUUAGAUAGAAUAAAAAAGGCUUUUGGGCAAAAAUCAUUUGAUGGUUAUAUUGCUAAUACACGUCUUCAUACAUGGCAAAAAUCUACAGAUAUAAUGCGUAAGAAGGAUGAGAUUAGUUUGUAUAUCAACAAUGCUCUCCGAAUUUCCAUAAAAGAGAUAACUGGAUUGAAUCUCUCAAAGAAUGACAUUAUUAUAGCUGAUUCCUCGAAUGAAAUGAAAUGGAGUAAACACUUGAUAUUACCUAG
Messenger RNA from Paraglomus occultum, 1063 nucleotides. The record is from the annotation of a GenBank genome assembly. Lineage: Eukaryota; Fungi; Glomeromycota; Glomeromycetes; Paraglomerales; Paraglomeraceae.